This is a messenger RNA of Nematocida parisii ERTm1, 1540 nucleotides long. RefSeq lists its product as uncharacterized. NCBI's taxonomy places the organism in Eukaryota, Fungi, Microsporidia. The annotation marks the transcript as partial. The record is from RefSeq and is a predicted model, not a curated record. The transcript has a single exon.
ACCGAUUAUACAAUGCACCAAGAUUGGUGUAGAGUGAUAGCAGACUUGAAGAAUGACAAGAUUCUUUACUUAAAGGAGAAGAAUGAGCUGGACAGCAGUUUGUUGAAUACUCUCUAUGUUGUAUCGGAUAUAACUGGAAGCAAAGAAGAAGUAGUUAAAGAAAUUAAGCAUAUAGAAGAACUUCUUUCUAAUAAGAAGGUUGAUGAUGAGCUUGAUAUAACCCGAAGCUUGACUACAAUAUUCAAGGAGCUAUCGAAUAACAAGAAUCUUGAAGUAGAGUGUGACGAAUUCACAGUAGGUACACGAGAAGAUAAAAAGAUGGACUUAUUUUGUGGGUUUAAGCUAGUAUAUACUUUUAAUGAGAAAAAAAAUGGAAUAUUAGCAAAGAUAACUCCUGGUCAUUGUACAAUAAGAUUAUUAAAAAACUUAUUGUCUAGUGAAGAGGAAAAUAUUAUUAAAAAAAAGCUGACUGAAAUACAAAAUACUUAUAGUAAUAUAGAGAGUUACACUGCAUACACAAUUAGACAGUACAUAAACAUAGAACUUGCUAAGAUGGAAAAGGAGUAUGCAUUGGGCCGAAUUCAAGAAAGUAUUAGAAAUAAUCAUGAUAAUAUAAAUGAUAUUUUACUUCACGGGAUGAUUCUAUCUGUUGAUCAAAAAGUAAACAUUGUUAAAUACUUCUUGGCCGUGCACGUAAAUAAUACUCUACCAAAAAACAAUUCACUAGUUCGGUUUACCAAUAAUCUCAUAGGAAGCACUCCAUUGGAUGAUUCAGCAACAAGAAGAAGGAUGCUGUUUUAUUGCUUGCUUAAUAAAGACAGCAAUGACUACUAUCCAAGAAUUGGGAGCUGCUGGGAAGAGGUUACUACAAUCACUCCAUAUAAAUUUGAUGCAAUAAUUAGUGACAUCUUACAUAAUUCAGACUAUUCCAUAGACGUUAAAUUAGAGUGCAUUAAAAAGUUGAUGAUGGUCGUGGUAAAUAGUGAUGAGAAGUAUGUUAUUAUUUCAAGUUUGUUCUUAAUUAGAGGUAUAGUGGAUUUUUCUAUAAAGACUAAUGAACUAACUGAAACACUUUUAGAGUUCAUAAAAAUAAUAGAUGAAACAGUUAUUCAGCCAGAUGGGUCAAAUAUGUUUGUUAUUUGCUUAAGAUGGAUUGUCAGUAUAGGAUCAGAUGAUUGUUACAGUUUAGAUGAUAGGAAAGAGAUUAUAAAGACGCUAAUGGAUCAAAUAGAUGUUAAUUAUAAUUUUAAUCUAGAUAACACAUGGGAUAGUUGGAUUCGUGACAAUUAUUUCGAUAUAUUGGAAAAUUUAGAAACGAGUAAGGAUCUAUUUUGUGAUAAAGAAAUCCCAGAAAUUGUUGAAAAAUACGACUAUCUUAUAGAAAAAAUAAAAAGCGCACUUAACUCAGCAAACUCGGAAGUUUCCAGUGAGCCUUGAAUCCUUCCACACGUAGAAAUGCAUAAGUGAAUAUUGUUUGUAUAUAAGGUGUAAGAAUAUACUGCUUUUCUUUAUAUACGCAGAUUUAUUGGCAGAGCAUAGA